AUGACUUCAAAAGAAAAGAUUAGACUCAAGCUUCCAUUCAAGAAAAAUCGCAUAAUUUUACCGCAUAAGGUAACUCAAGCAGCUCAGCAGGUACACGCAACAGUUAAUCAAUUGUCACUAGAUGUCAAUGCCACUACACCAACCUCACACUAUGUGCGGCAUCCCACCCAACAACUUGUUCAACCUCCUACCAACAAGCUGCAGUGCUUCCAAUCCAACCUAAUAAGGUGCAUGACUCAAGGGUCACGAUGCUCCAAUUCUAGUCAUGGGGUUGCGUCGGAUGGGAGAAUAAUGAUAUGGCCGGAUGGUCGAGGGUGGUUACCGUGUAGGGUGGCCUCGAGAGCCCUCGCCUCAGUCAUUACAUCACAAUAUGUUGAUCCAUAUCCUAGUUGGGGAGCAAUCCCAAAAUUAACUUUGGAACAUUGGUUCGAAAAAUUUGGUGAAAAAGUUGCUUGGUUGCCUGAGCACAAUUUUCAAAUUAAGAAUAUCUUCAAUACAAAAGGAUCAAUGCGUCUUUCUGGUAUGUUGAUGCAAGCGAGAAAGAAGCGCAAGUGUCCAACUUGGAUGGGAGAAACUGUUUGGAAUGAUCUUGAGAAGAUAUGGAUGGAUCCGUCGUAUAAGGAGAUAUCAAAUCGAGCUAAGAAAAAUCGUGCUUCUUCUAAAGGAGGAGCUGUCCAUACAGGUGGAUCUAUAUCCAUUGCUGAACAUACCAUUCGGAUGAGUUAUUUUGCUAAAAUAUUUUGGUGUUUUUCUUUUCUGGCGAAAUUUGACUCUCAUUUUGUUCACGGUUCUGUUGUUGUUUAUUUUUUGUAA
Cicer arietinum (chickpea) is the source of this 813-nucleotide messenger RNA. Lineage: Eukaryota; Viridiplantae; Streptophyta; Magnoliopsida; Fabales; Fabaceae. The record is from RefSeq and is a predicted model, not a curated record.